Papilio polytes (common Mormon) is the source of this 2559-nucleotide messenger RNA. RefSeq names its product islet cell autoantigen 1 (gene ICA69). The transcript is spliced from 4 exons. Bases 134 to 1402 code for a protein of 422 amino acids. Lineage: Eukaryota; Metazoa; Arthropoda; Insecta; Lepidoptera; Papilionidae. Gene Ontology annotation, biological process: regulation of transport. The record is from RefSeq and is a predicted model, not a curated record. Gene Ontology annotation, cellular component: Golgi apparatus. Gene Ontology annotation, molecular function: protein domain specific binding.
UCACGUCAUAUCUGUCAUCUGUCAGUCAAUGAUUAGAUAAAAUCCAAAACCGAGAACUAAUUCUUGAACAGCUCUUUACGGGAAGAUUAUUUUUAAUGCCUUUGCUUUAUACGAAGAAACCAAAUUGAAAAUCAUGAUGCAACAUCAAUACUGGGUAACAAAAAAGACUGUGUUAAAAAAAUUAGGUACAAAAGAAGAUGAGUGUAUUGUUGCUUCUGAUGCCGAACUUGACGCUAAAUUGGAAUUAUUUCGAUCAAUAUCCGACAGUUGCCUUCAUUUGCAACGAAUAUUAGAUCAGUAUCAAGAACGUGUGUGCAUUUUGGCCCAAGAAGAAAAUUCUUUGGGUAAAUUUUUAAAGGAUGCAGGUAAAUCCUCUGAGGCUUCUGGAAAGCAUAUGGUUUCGGCUGGAAAAGCUAUUUCCUACUCUGGCCAACAGCGAUUGUCAGUAAGAAGUCCGUUAUUAAGAUUGUACCAUGAAGUGGAAACAUUUAGAUGUCGCGCCAUAAAAGACAUGCGAGCUACCGUUUCUGCAAUGGAAAAAGCUCGUAUUGAGUACCGUGCUGCUUUAAGUUGGAUGAAAUCGACUAGUGCUCAACUUGACCCUGAUACCGGCCGCGGUCUUGAUAACUUUCGCAAAGCUCAACGACAAGUUCGUGAAAGCAAAAAAGUUUUUGAUAAACUUACAUUGGAUGUCUUACAAAAGAUUGACCUUCUUGCUGCAGCAAGAUGCAAUAUGUUCUCACAUGUUUUAUCAACAUACCAGAAUUCUUUUCUAAACUUCACUACCAAGGUAGCAGAAACAUUACUAGCAACAUCAGAGUCUAUGAGUGCGGCACCACAAUAUGAAUUCUGUAUCUUGAAGAGUCUUCAAGAAGGAGAUGGUAACCAAGAAGAUGGAAUACCUAAGGAUAAAGAUCAAAUGUUGUUUUUCCAGGAUGAUUAUAAAGAUGAGGUACCUGAGGAAACUAAGAAUGAAAAUGCAAAUGCAAAUGAUAAAGAAAAUCAGCCAUCCGUUGAGAACAAAGAUGACCCAAUCACAUCCAAUGAGCUAAUAAAUACAAAUGUACCCAAUGAAAGUGUAACAGCUGAUGUCCAGAAUAUCAGCUCCGAUUUAGCAGGUAUUCGUUUAGACUGCAGUGACACCGCAGAUAAUUACGGAUCAUUCAUGCCAUCACAAUUGUUGCAGGAUUUGGCCACAGCAAACUUUUUGGAAGGGCCACUCGCACCUAUGGAUUCAAAUGGUAUAAAUAAUGCUACAGCUUCCAAAACUGAUACCAAGCCUACAACACUACCUAAGAAAGAUGAUAAAGCUGCCUGGUUUAAGCUGUUUGCAGAGCUGGAUCCUCUUGCCAAUCCUGACAACCUGCUUGGUUGCAACACCAAUCAAAGCCAUGCCGCUUAAAGGAAAAUAUUACUAGGGUUGCCAUAUCACAGGUGCUGUAUUACCAUCAUUUCACAUUAUAUGUCAUACAAAAUCAAUAAGAUAUGGUACAAAAUGAAAACUUAUACAUUUUACAGGUACAUUUAAAUAGAUAAAAUAAGAUUUUUUAAAUAAUUAAGGAAAAAAGUUAAUUUCAUGGCAACCCUAAUUUUUGAGCAUAAAUUGUGCAGUGUAUUGUGUACUGUUUCUGAAAUUUUAUUGCCUAAUAUUUAACUGAUAAACUUAUAUAAUACACAAUUCAUAUUUAAUGUAGAAAUAAAUUAUUUAUAAAAGAUAUUAUAAUUUGAGCCCUGUUUGCCUGGGAAUUAAAAUUGUUUAUUACAAGAUAUAAUGUAUAUGUUGGGCCCAGUUCUAAAGAUGUCUGUUUAAUCUUUGACAAUUAUUUUCUAGUUAUUCCUUUGUCUCUUUAAUUAAAUAAAGUAUAAUGCUCUAAUAACAUAAAGAUAAAUCUGUUUAAAUAAGAAUCAUGUUCUGAUUAAUGCUUUUGCACUUAAAAGUAUAUGUUAAUUAGGUGAUAUUUUACAUUCCAGUUUAUGGAUAAAUCCAUUAUCUUUUUUGACCUUAUUUAGUACCAACUGACAUGUCGUAAUGUUUUUAUUGUAUUGUGCAGUUAAUACUGUCAAAAUUGAGUAUCUGUAGGGGUCUUUAGAUUUUGUUUAGUAGUUUUUUAUUUUAAUUAUUAGAUUAAGUAUAUUGUAUAACCAAAGUAAAUACUUAAAUUUUUUGUUAUAUUAUCUUGAACAAGUUUUAAUAUGUUUUUCUAUUUAAUCAAUCUAGUCAUUUGAACCAAAUUAUUUCAAUAAGUACAAAGAUAAACCAAAGAUUUUUGAGAGAUCUUAAUAUUUUAGUGUUUGUACGCAUUUGUAUUAUAAUUCGAUUGUACGAAAUUUUAAUUCAAUAGGCUUCCUAAUCGUGAAGUAAGUUACAAUAUAAUUUAUUAGAAUAUUAUCAAAUCCAAAGAAACCUAUUUGUAAUUUCAUAAGCUACGUGUUUGGGUAUUUUUUAGCUUAUGUGAUGUGAGUAGAAAGUUCUAUUUCAUCAAUAAUGUAAACUUAAUGCUUUAUUUCAAUACUUUCUAAUUUCCAGAGGUCCAUGUUUUACGUACAUGUUUUUUCUUU